Messenger RNA from Sander lucioperca (pikeperch), 2828 nucleotides. It is a transcript of the gene hnf1a, whose product is annotated as HNF1 homeobox a. Gene Ontology annotation, biological process: pancreas development; positive regulation of DNA-templated transcription; insulin secretion. Lineage: Eukaryota; Metazoa; Chordata; Actinopteri; Perciformes; Percidae. The transcript has 10 exons. Gene Ontology annotation, molecular function: RNA polymerase II cis-regulatory region sequence-specific DNA binding; DNA-binding transcription factor activity, RNA polymerase II-specific. The record is from RefSeq and is a predicted model, not a curated record. Gene Ontology annotation, cellular component: nucleus. Bases 235 to 1896 code for a protein of 553 amino acids.
AAGAAAAUUGACCUUUGAAAGCAAAACAGCAGGUGGAGAGCUAAAACCAGGCGGCUCCGGACACAUCGGGAGGAUAUUUAACACAGGGAAAAUGGAAGUAUUUGUUCUUUUAAGCUGAGGAGGGACCACAAAUAUGAGGCCCAACGCUGCCUGUCUGGCUGUCAUUUGAGUGUGGUAGUGCACAUGAGAGCAGUGUUUGUUUGUGAGGCGGUAGCGAGGUAAGCCUUCAGAGCAAUGGAAGAGAGGGUAGAGGAGAGGCCCGGGGUAGCCAUGGCGAGGCCGAGCAGUUUGACUGCCCUUCAGGAGCAGCUGAUCUGGGCCCUGCUGGGAUCUGGACUGUCCCGGGACAUCCUGGUCCAAGCCAUGGGGGAACUGGAGCGAGACAGGGCGAGUGCUGGCGCCGAGAGGGGAGAGAGGGGGGACGAAGAGAGCUCCGAGGAGGGAGAAAUGGAUUUCCCACCACCUAUAUUCCGAGAGCUGGAGAAGCUUCACCCAGAGGAGGUGGCCAAACUGAGGGCCGAAGUUGACCAGCUACUGCAGGAGGACCCCUGGCACGUUGCUAAAAUGGUGAAAAGCUACAUGCAGCAGCACAACCUCCCUCAGAGAGAGGUGGUGGAGUCCACCGGACUCAACCAGUCCCAUCUCUCCCAGCACCUCAACAAAGGCACGCCCAUGAAGAACCAGAAGAGAGCGUCUCUGUACACCUGGUACGUCAAGAAGCGAGGCGAGAUCAGCCAGCAAUUUACCAACGCCAAACAUGGCCUUGGCUCUGCGGAGGAGCAAGGAGAGGAGUCUAGAAAAGGACGGAGGAACAGGUUCAAAUGGGGUCCUGCAUCCCUGCAGAUCCUCUUCCACGCCUACGAACGACAGAAGAACCCUAGCAAGGAGGAGAGAGAGGGGUUAGUGGAGGAUUGUAACAGGGCAGAGUGUCAUCAGAGGGGGGUGUCUCCCUCCCAGCUUGCCGGCCUGGGCUCCAACCUGGUAACCGAGGUCCGCGUGUACAACUGGUUCGCCAACCGCCGCAAAGAGGAGGCCUUCCGUCACAAACUGGCUCUCGACACACCUUUUACCAACCAAUCUGCCUCCUCUUCUCACCCCAACCUCCCACCGAGCCCUGAGCAUGUGUAUUGGGGCCUGACUUCUUGUUUUCCAGGGGUGAAAUACAGCCAGCAGAUCCUGUGCGAAAGCGUGAGCUCAGCCAGAGGAAGCGCAGGAGAGAGAGUGGGACGUCUGGUGGUCAGCCCCAUUCAGCUGGAGCCCAGCCACACACUCCUUGAGACACAUAACCACAAGCUGGUGUCCAGCGGUGGCCCACUGCCCCCAGUAAGCACUCUGACCUCGCUGCACAGUCUGUCUGCGUCCCCUGCCUCCUCCCAGGGCCUCAUCAUGGCCUCCCUCCCCAGCGUCAUGAGCCUGGGGGAGUCCUCACUUCUCAUCGGUUUAACCUCCACGCAGUCUCAGACCGUGCCUGUUAUCAACAAUGUGGGGGGCGGUUUCACCACUCUCCAGCCAAUCUCAUUCCAGCAGCAGCUUCACGGCUCUCCCCAGCAGCCAUUAUCGCACCACCUCCAGAGUCACAUGGGUGCCAGUCCCUUCAUGGCAACCAUGGCGCAGCUGCCAUGUCACAUGUACAACAAGUUUGAUUCGCCCCAGUACCAUUCGUCCAGUCUGCUGUCUCAAGCCAUGGUCAUCGCUGACAGCGGCAGCCUGGGGACGCUGACCAGCCUCACUGCUGUCAGACAGAAUCUAACAGCAGAUCCUGAGGAACAGACGGAUCGACCUCUACAAGAAGACUCUCUCCACCUGCAGCCGCACACACCUGUGCCAGGUACACGCAGGUUUACUCAUCGUCCUCGACAUCCUACUACAGCAUCUUUGGAACGACGUCCUCUCUAGUUACACAAAUGUACAUAUACGAUUGAUUUUUGACUAUUUCAGAACCACGUUUGCCAUGAUUCAGCAUGACACAAUCAUGCUGGUCUUAAUAAUCCGAUUAGAUGAAUUUGAGAAAUUGUAGUCGUUGAAGUGCCACUCGGGAAGAUUUUAAAAGAGUAGUUCAACAGUUCUAGAAAAUACAUUUAUUUGCUUUCUUGUCGAGAGUUAUGAGAAGAUUGAUACCACUCUCUUAUCUGUUCAUUCAAUUUGAAGCUGGAGCCAGCAGCCAGUUAGAUGAGCUCAGCUAGUUGUAGGGGAGCAACCCCUAUGGUGACUACAAGACCCCCAGAAGUCCCUGCUCCCAGCUAAGAAAUAGUACGGCUAUCAUUUUACUCCCUUUGGACAGAGAUGUGUCCCCGUUUUCAGUCUAUUUUAAGUGGCUGCUGGCUCCAGUUACAUAUUUUACAGACAGACAUGGGAGUGGUAUCGAUCCUUUUGUCUAACUCUUAGCAAGAAAGCAAAGAAGUGUAUUUCCCAUUCAUGCAUGCAUCGUCACAGGAGUAAAAUAAAUUCCGUGCAUUCAACGCCUUUUUUUUAAAUUUUUUUUUAUAAUAACACAACUGCAGCAUCUGAGAUAAAAUAAUCUGUCUGGGUUUUAUCGUCACGUCACUAAACAGUUUACUGGUGCAUUACAGCCACCUUUACAGCAGUGGAUAGGCAAAGACAUAACCCAAACCAAUGAAAAUAACUAAAUGGUCUUUGCAAAGCUUUUAAGUAGUUAACUGAAAGACUAUAUCCAUUCCACGAUGUCUUCCCAAGCGGAUUUCCUAAUGUACAUUUCAGUAGCACGUUCUACAGCGUGCAAAAUCCAGUUGGGUGUUUACCUAAUUCAUGAAGUGUGAGAUUGAGCCCUUGUCUUGUGUGAUUGACGUCCCAGUAUUCUUACACUUUUU